Alternaria arborescens is the source of this 1932-nucleotide messenger RNA. RefSeq lists its product as hypothetical. Bases 1 to 1932 code for a protein of 643 amino acids. NCBI's taxonomy places the organism in Eukaryota, Fungi, Ascomycota, Dothideomycetes, Pleosporales, Pleosporaceae. Gene Ontology annotation, molecular function: flavin adenine dinucleotide binding; oxidoreductase activity, acting on CH-OH group of donors. The transcript is spliced from 2 exons. The record is from RefSeq and is a predicted model, not a curated record.
AUGUUCUUCCCUCGUCUAAUCGGCCUCGUCGCCGCCUUCCCUAUCCUUGCGGCAGCUGUCGAUCUUACCGGCUAUGAGUACGUAGUCGUCGGUUCUGGAGCUGGUGGUGGUCCUCUGGCCGCCCGCCUUGCCCUCGCUGGUCACAAGACCCUUCUUAUCGAAGCCGGUGACGACCAGGGCGCAAACGCCAACUACACCGUUCCCGCUUUCAGCGCGAGGUCCUCGGAAGACGCCAACUUGAGCUGGAACUUCUUCGUCAAGCACUACGCUGAUGAGGAGAGGCAAGCUCGCGACUUCAAGACUACCUACGAGACACCCGAUGGUGGUGAGUACACUGGUCUUAACCCACCAGAGGGCUCUACCAUGAAGGGUACGCUAUACCCCCGCACUGGUACCCUUGGUGGCUGCACAGCGCAUAACGCUCUCAUCGCCGUCUACCCUCACCGGUCCGACUUUGACAAUGUUGCCACCAUCACUGGUGACGACUCCUGGUCAGCCGACAACAUGCGCAAGUACUUCACCAAGCUCGAGAAGAACCAAUACCUCCUUCCCGGCCAAAAGGGUCACGGUUACGAUGGCUGGCUAGGAACCGACUACGCCCCCAUCGACAUCGUCACCUCUGACCCCCAGCUUCUCAGCUUGGUCGGUGGUGCCGCUUUCGCUCUCAGCAACGCUACCAACGCCAUUGUCAACCUUGGUACCUUGGUCGCCGGUGAUGCCAACGCCGACACCGAGAGCCGUGACAAGCAGCCCGCUCUCUACCAGAUCCCUCUCUCUACCUCCGAUGGCAAGCGUGGCGGAUCCCGCGAGUUUGUCCUCGCUGUCCGUGACGCAAAGGCCGAUGAUGGCAGCAAGAAGUACCCUCUCGAUGUCAGGAUGAACUGCCACGUGACCAAGGUCACCUUUGACCAGGAUGUCACUCCUCCCCGCGCUACCGGUGUCGAGUUCCUCGACGGCCAGUACCUCUACAAGGCCAGCCCCAAGUCCACCGGUGCCAAGGGUGAGGCUGGUUCCGCCACUGCCUCCAAGGAAGUCAUCGUCGCAGGUGGAACCUACAACUCGCCCCAACUCCUCAAGCUGAGUGGUGUCGGCCCUGCCGAUGAGCUCUCCCAGUUCGACAUCCCCGUCGUUGUUGACCUCCCCGGUGUCGGAACCAACCUCCAGGACCACUACGAGAUCAACGUCCAAGGCAAGGCCCCCACCGACUUCUCCGCACUCAACGGCUGCACAUUCGGUAACAGUCAGCCCGACGCCUGCAUGGACCGCUGGGAGACCAGCGUCUUGGGUAACCGUGGUAUCUACGCUUCUCCCGGUCUCGGCGCAACCAUGUUCUACAAGUCCAGCGCAUCCGAGCGUGACGAGUACGACAUCUUUGCUUUCGGUGGCCCCGUCAACUUCCGUGGUUACUUCCCCAACUACGCUUACAAUGCCACUGCCGAGCACGACUGGUUCACCUGGGCCAUCCUCAAGGCUCACCCCCGCAACAACGCUGGUACCGUCAAGCUCGCAUCUGCCGACCCUCUUGACAUGCCUGACAUUGUUUACAACUACUUCGACACUGGUGCUGGCGACUACGACAAGGAUCUUACUGCCCUCACCGAGGCUGUUAACCUCGCCCGUGACUCUUUCAAGCGCCAGCUCAUCCCCAUCGAUGAGGUCCUUCCUGGCAAGGAUGUUGAUACCCCGGAGAAGAUUGCUCAGUACGCCAAGGAUGUUGCUUGGGGUCACCACGCUUCGUCUACCUGCCCCAUUGGUGCUGACGACGACAAGAUGGCGGUUCUCAACAGCAACUUCGAGGUGCGUGGUACUGCUGGAUUGAGGGUUGUUGACGCGUCUGUCUUCCCUAGGAUUCCGGGUACCUUCACUGCCAUGUCGACAUACAUGGUUGCUGAGAAGGCGGCGGAUGUUAUCUUGGCUGCUGCUGAGGCUUAG